Messenger RNA from Nilaparvata lugens (brown planthopper), 5612 nucleotides. Its product is annotated as protein BTG2-like. The coding region runs from base 406 to 903 and encodes 165 amino acids. Gene Ontology annotation, cellular component: nucleus; cytoplasm. Gene Ontology annotation, biological process: negative regulation of cell population proliferation; negative regulation of mitotic cell cycle. The record is from RefSeq and is a predicted model, not a curated record. Lineage: Eukaryota; Metazoa; Arthropoda; Insecta; Hemiptera; Delphacidae. The transcript is spliced from 4 exons.
CUGAUUAGCUGAUUCAUGAUGUUCGGAAUUCGGAUUGGGAGUGAAUGAUGUUGAUACUGGUCAGUGUUUUCAAGGCAGACGACAUAAUACAAAAUAUAGAUUUUGGAUGGAAUCAUUCUUUUUCGUACACGCCAUCGUAUUGUUACGUUUGAACUGGGUUUUUAGGUUUCCUAUUUUUCCUACCAACUACUGAAGCCCAGCUGUUAUCAUUAGACUUACUAUCAUUGAUUGUUGGAACAGGCAAGUUUGAGACACAUACGGAUGGAGAAGAAGAUGAUUGAUUAUUAUCAUUUAACUGAUCAUGCAUAUUAUAGAUCAAGUCACUAUUGUUAUUGUCCUGAUCGGGUGCUGUGUCAGGAUAAGGAACUAAACAAACGAACAGCCUCUCCACUAAUGUUAUGACAGAUGCUGAACGAAAUUAAUCGAGCGAGCUUGUUCCUAUUGAAGCUGAUGCGUUCUCGCGACCGCUUGUCCAGGGAAAUGACAAUCUCGCUGCGAGACGCUCUGGUGGCCGUAAUGGUGACCCGCUACCACAACCACUGGUUCCCACUGUCGCCGCACCGUGGCUCUGCCUACCGAUGCAUCCGCGUCAACCAGCACAGUGAUCCUGUGAUCACGGCCGUCGCUCACAUCACCGGACUCAGUGCCAAACUCAUUCGCAGCUGGCUUCCACUAGAGUUCACCAUGUGGGUGGACCCGAAUGAGGUCAGCUACCGCAUCGGCGAGAAUGGAAGUGUAAUGGCUGUGUUCGUGCCCGACAUCGAGGAUAUCCAGGGCUUCAUUCCCGACCCCAUCCCUAAACUGGAAACAAGCUUGGACGUGUUGGACAGAUGUAAGAAAUUAAUCGAUGCUCAAAGUUUGGCUGCUCAGUUCCUCAUGGUGGCCCAAUCAUCAUCUGCUUAAUUUUUUGAUCUCUAUUAUUAUUUUGAUGAAAGCCUAAGUGAUCUUAUUGUUAAGUAUUUUUACUGUGAUCUUCAACCUUGCUAAUGGGUCUUGUGUUUUGAGGUUUUCAUAGCUACUUUUCUUCAGUUCUAAUUUUAGUAUUCUGACAAUACCAUCAUGAACGAUAAUCGGCUCUUUACUUUGAAUCUUACUUUUCAUUUAUGUCUUAUUUUAGUUUCCUGACUAAUAUAAACAAACAUUAUUUUUACAUGGUUUUCUUUCAUUCUCAAUUUUGAAGUAGUUCAUUUUUUAUUUCAGUUUUCUGACAAAUUAUCAGCAAUAAAUUAGAUAUUCACAUUGAUUUUCUUAAUUUUGUUUUUGAACUAGUGUGUAUUUCAUGGCUUAAUACCUCUGACCAGCUUGUAAUUAUUAUCAGCCAAUUUAGCCCUUGAGCCGUUGUAAUCUACAGCUACCCUGAGGUAUUUAGUCAUGAAAUACAUAAUACUACUUCAUGAUUCAUUUUAGUUUUCUGCUUGUUACAAUUAUUGUUUCUAAUAGCCUAUCGUUUUCUUAUUAUUUCAGUCUUUUUAUUCUUGACUUCGAUUUUGAGCUGGUUCAUGUAUUCUUAUUUUUUAUUAUUACCAACUAAACUAUUAUUUGUUCGAUGAAUAUUAUUAUUAAGUAAAAUUUUUUUUCUCCAUUUAAUACAAAAUAUCUGUUCAGAUUACUUAUGAAUUAUGAUAUUUUACCGUUCACUGUUGAAAAGAGAAUAUAUGUGAUUUAAAACUUCAGAAAAGUGUCGAAACAAUAAAACAAAGACAAGUGAAAUAUGUCAUAUUCUAUCAAUUAUUCAAUCUAAAAAAAAAAUAAUAAUUUCUGUAUAGUUUCAAGUACACUUUAUGAUGGAAAAUGUAAUUACUGAAUUAUCUAAUAAUCUAUAUUAUGGACCCAUUCAAUGCCGAAUUUCUACAUUCAACAUGCUCGGCUCUAUACACAAUUUUAGAUAUGAAACUGAAAUCUUUUAUGAAUUGCUAAAAUGUAAUAUUUUAUCUCUUCUCUUUCAUUUAAGAUUCGCAUUUCAAUUUUUCUCUCUUACAGUAAUCCAGUUUAUAUUCAAGUAAAUGCAUUGAAAAAUUAUUUCCGUAUAAGUAAUAUUUAAUUUAUUUGGCCAUGCAAUUUGAAACUAAUAGUGCAAUAAAAAAUUGCGGUUUAUACUAUCUUAUUGAAAAACAGAGGAAUUAAAGUUUUGAUUUUUAACUUUCUGUCGCAAAAUUUCUAAAACAACAAAGAUUUAAAUUAUUAUUAUUAUUAUCCUGUAUAGGAUGGGGUAAAUUAUUCAACGGUUUACGAAAAAAUAGUGUUCACUAUAAAGAUUUCAGACAUCGCUGAAAUUAAUCUUUCCAUCAGUUUCAUUUUAUUUUCUAAAAAACAAGUUGUCUUUCUGGUAUCUUACCGUUAAUUUAAAAACAUAUUUAUGAUUUAUCAUAAUUAGUAUCUGUUUCUUUGCAAUCACAUAUUUUCUCUUGAAUCUACUACUGCAGGUAACUACUUCUAUUGAAUAACUUUAUUUUAUUCUAUAAAUAUUCUAUUGAUUAACAGGGAACUACUUCUACUUCUUUUGCAGCACUUCAUUAUGAUUAUAAAAUCCAUCUAUUACACUGGGAUCUAAUGUCAUAAAUAGACAUUUUUAGAAAAGCAAGUAUAAGAGUCAGUCGAGUUUUCAAAAAAAUGAUAUUUUUAUUUCAUUAAGAAGCCAUAUUAUGGAAACCUGUUACAUUAGACUUAUAAGAAGAACUAUUAUUUUUCAUGAUAAAGACUGGAUUAGCAUUCAGGUCGAUAGACGGAGUACAAAUGAAAAUAUUUUGUGUAACUGUGAUUGGAAAUGUCUUUGUAAUUCAGUGUAGCUUAGUGUCACAUUGUGAUUUUAUAUUAUAAAAAUGAGUAGACAUUUCGUAGCUUAUUCAAUGUAAAUAGUGAUGAUGUUAAAGGUACACAAUUUUUUGUACUAGAAGGUUGUUGUUACAGAGAGAAGACUUACUAAUUUAAGUAGUUAUUAUAGAAUGUCUUUCUAUGAUACGUUUUGCAGCUUCUGACUAUUCUCAAACAAAAAAAAAUUUGAUGCUUCUAGUGUGAAAGAUUGCAUUUAAAAAAUUCUAUAUUUUAUGAAAGAUUGCAUUUAAAAAAUUCUAUAUUUUAUGAAAUGAAUUUACAUUUUAUACAGAAUCAAAAAAUUUUAAGUCUUGAAAAUUCAGGGUGCUUGAUAUUUUCAGUUGAUUUAGUAUACAGCAACAUUUUUCACGUGCCUUUGAAACCGGUUAAAAUGUUUUUAAAUAGAAAUUACACAGUAUUAUUGUGGCCUUGGAUUAGACUGAACGUUUUCUUGCAUCCAGCCAAUUAAAAUCCCAUAAAUAUGUGUCGGAAAAUUGUGAUUUUUACACAUGACUUGUAAUUUUUUAAAGUUUUAGGGACUCAACCUUUCAAUUAUUUUUUUUCGUAUUUUGGUCUGUUGUAAGAAUGAAUACGUUUUGAAUUAUGUUACCUGAAAUAUUGAAUCAUUCAAGCAUGUAUUCAGUUGUAAAUGUUUUAUUGUAUAUUCAGUCGAUAUGAUUAUAUUUCUUUUCAUUGGUGUAAUUUCAUUUCACUUAUUAAUAUAAUAUAUUCAUGUGAGCCAUGAAUUUAUCUUAAUAUUCUAAGUCAAUUGCAUUGGUUCUCCUGUAGCUCAAGUGAGUGUGAUGAGGUUCAAAUUUCAAUUAAUUUAAUUCAAAGGAAACAAAUAUUAUUUGAUUCAAUCAUUUAUAUGAUUUUUUUUUAUUAAACUUCAAACUCUUAAUACUGUAGUUUUAGAAAAUUGCGUACUCUGAAAAGUGCUUACCUUGUUUUGAAAUAAUAUCAUUUAUUAUUCGGAGAUGGCAUUGUUAGAAAGACAACUUCCAAAUAGUACAGCACAAGUGUACUUUCAAAUAUUACACCAAAGAAAACUGUAUUUCUAAUUUCUUGCCUCUGCAACAAUAAAUCACUUCGAUCAAAAUUACAAUUAUCUCAGUUUCAAAUUAAUUUCUGGACUUGUUUCUUGUCACUCAUGUCUUGUUUCUUUUUUAAUGUUGGUCAACUACUAGAACGACUUGUAUUAUAUUUGUAGAAAUAUUGCAGAUUGUAAUCAAUACUUGAGUUACAGGGAGCCUUGUAAUAUAUUUUAUGUUGUUUAUUAAAAGUUUAUCAAUAUGUACAGAAAAAAUUCAAAUAUGACUUAUUGUAUCUCCAAAGAAAUUUUAUAAUUCUGUAUAAGAUGGUGAGCUACUCACUGGAAAUAUUUGUUUAUUUGAAGAUCAAUUGCUUCUGUUCGCGUUGAAAUUGGCUUUAUUUAAAAAUAGAUACGCUUCAUUCAUCAUUUCAAAUUGAUUGAUAGAGUGUUCUAGUUUUGUAAUCUUCAUGAUGUAUUUAUAGAUAUUUAAUGUCAUAAAUUUUAUAUUUGUAUAUGAAAGAUCAAUGAUGCUUAUAAUUUUACCAUUAUAAACAUUAAAACAGACAAAAAUGUGUGAAAUCGAACUCUUUGAGAUUGAUUGCUGUUAGUUAAGUACAAGGAACUUGUCUUAACUAUUAAAAAAAGUGAUAUUCGUAAUUUUUUAAACUUAUAAAAAAUUGAGUAUAUUUUCAGGUGAUUUUCAUGCUUUAAUAGGUUUAUAAUAACAUAUAGAGUGAACCAUUCAAGUGAGAAUUAAAUACACCUUACGAGCUAGAAUUCUGUAACUUCGUGGCUUUAUUGUAAUUGGUUUUUUGGUAUCAAAACCCUUGCUUGGAUAUUGAAUGGACACUUACUGUCCUUUUAGUACUAUUAGUAAACCGUUGUAUAUUAUGACUCACGAAUUGAAAUUUUUAACCUAGAAUAUGUAUGUUAUAAUGUAAUAUUUUAUCCUAUUAAGGUUUUAUAAGUUCAAUAGCUCAUCCAUGAAGUUUCAGGAUUCAAUCUCGUUGGUUCCUAAUUUGAGGAGGAAUUUAUGAAUCAUAUAUCAAAGUUACGGCUUGUAAAGCCAUCCUGAAAAUGCAUAUCCAAUAAUUUGAAUGAACUCUUUAAAUGUUCCACGACCUCAUUUUUCUUACGUGUAAUAUCUUUGUUAACUUCAUUAUUAAUCAGUUCUACUAACCACUUGAGUUUGGAAAAAUAAUUUCGCCUUAAAUAUAUGUACAAAAUAUUCCAUUAUGUUGUUAAAUUGAAUUGGGAAUACGGUUCUUUUGUUGAUUAUUCUUUUCACCAUCUCUAUGUAUCAAGUGUCGAAAAUGCGACUCUUCAAAUAAAAUACAAUACCAUCUCGUGAAACAUUUAUAGAAUGCAUUCAUAUUUUUUAUUACAUUCAUAAUAUUUUUCAAAAUUAAUACUUUGAUGCCCAUCGAUAGAUUUUUAUGUUGAAUUCAAAAAUGAAGAUUUAUAUUGGAAUUUCCGAUUCUGUUACUAGUCCAUCCCGGCAUUAAUAAGUUACCCAUACCUUAAUAUUAUGAUUGGGAUGAUGCUAUUUAUUACGAAAGUACCUGUAAAAAUUCUCAACCUGAUUGUACUUCGAAACAAGAAUUAAUUUCAACAAUUAUUAAUGAUAUCACAUUUUUGCCCUGGAAUAUUUCAUAUUUUUCCGUUCUUAAUCACAUCAAUUGGAGUUUUCCUUUAUGAAUAUCCUAUUAUUAUACUAAGUAAUUUUCUACGUUUGUAAUAAAGAAUAAUUGUUCAUUGAAAGCAUAAA